CGGCCUGAAUUUUAGACGUUAUUGUCACUGUUGACUUUGCCAAUACAGCAGUACAUAGAUGGCUAGUACAUCAGCACUGCAUGAGAAAUCACCAUACUUUGUCUAGAUUUCUUUUUCUCACUCAUUCACCAUAUCACCAUGGCAAUGGUGGGUUCUCACGAUCCAAGACGACUGUCAAAGAGAUCCCGAGCUGGCGAUGCGGCUCUGGAGAAGACAACGCAGACCGAUGAUGCACGAGUCAAGCGGCGUCGCACAUCUCAAAUCAAAAAUGACGUCGUUAAACCACACACGCCAUCUGUAAGCAGGGCAGAUAAGAAUGGGAUCGAUAUGCUCGCUGCCACAAGUGUUGCUGCUGUACAGAAGAGCGAGAUGCUACAUGAUCCAUGGUCUUCCGUUAGUGUGGUGGCUGGCCAGUACAGCAACUUAGAUCCAAUCUUUACGCCUGAUGAUGAAUACCUCCUUCUCGGUCUCGAGACAGCCGUCCAUGUUUAUUCUCUUGCAACUUCGCGCCUUCUUCGAACCCUUCAUUCCAAAGACGGAGGUAGCAUAGUCGGAUAUAAGCUUUCUCCAGAAAACCCGAAAUUUCUCUAUACCUUUAUGUUGAACGGUUCUGUGAGCAAAUGGGAAUGGCUUUCCGGCGAACAAUGUUCAUACUGGGAUACAUGCCACAGGACAAUUUGCGUUGACGUGUCACUUAGUGAUGCUGGAACAGACUUAUUGUUCUUCCUGCAGGAACGCAAGGAUGGGAAACGGGGGAUAACAAUCCGGAACUCAAGCGAUGAAAAGCCACGCGAAAGCGUCAUACUCGAGACUCAUGUACAAAUCAGUCAUCUGAGAAUUGCAUGCCAAGGCCAAUUUAUCAUGGCAUAUGGCGAACAGCAUGUAUUUUUCGGCCGCACGGGGUUUGAGCAGGCUUUGGAAUCCGUCCAAUAUACCUGGAGAGAAGUCAACUUGCCUGUCAGCAUCAUGUGCAUUGAUGUUCGACAGAACGCAAUUUCAAAUCGAUCUGCAGUGCAGUCCUCAAGAGACCGAAAGUAUUUGGACAAGAUUGACCUCGUACUUGGUGAAACAUGUGGAUCCAUCCUUAUCUACCAUGAUAUAUUGCGUUUCCUCGACGAUGAGGAAGGCCGACUGAAUAGGAAAAUUCUAACGCCUCGGCGCCUACAUUGGCAUAGAGGUUCUGUCAAUAGUGUCCGUUGGUCUAAGGACGGCAAUUAUAUUAUAUCAGGUGGCAAUGAGUCAGUCAUGGUCCUUUGGCAGUUGGACACUGGGAGAAAGCAGUUCCUACCCCAUCUCUCCUCCCCGAUUGGCAACAUUGUCAUCUCUACGAGUGGAAGCUUAUAUGCUGUCAAAUUAUCCGACAACUCGAUUAUAGUGCUGUCAGCGCGAGAAUUACAACCUUCUUCUACCAUCACAGGCCUGCAACUAUGUCCCAAGGUUACAAAUGCCCAUGGCGAAAUUGCUUCUGGAGUACAGCCCUCGUUUGGGCUUGUCGCUGCUGCGUUGCAUCCGCAGAAUCCGGAUCAACUUCUCAUAACUGUGCCUGCCUCUCGUCAGACGACUCAAGAAGGUCAUCCUUUGGUUAAUGCGUCCACACUUCAAACAUACGAUAUUCGUACAAACUCUCAUGUUUCGCGUCAAGCCCUUGCGCGCACUAACGCUACUACGCUAAAAAUCAGCCCUGAAGGCUCACAUAUAGUCACCCCAGAUGUUAGCCAUCUGAGUGUUUCCAUGGACGGGAAAUGGAUGGCCACAAUUGACAACUGGAGCCCCUACGUGACAGACAUGCAGGGUCUGUACAACAGGGAAUCUGGUAUCAACAGACUUUCCGAAGACUCGCAGGAGAUAUUCUUGAAGUUCUGGAGAUGGAGUAAUUCUUCCAACCUCUGGGAAUUGGUCACCCGAAUUGAUAGCCCCCAUUUCUCAGACAAAGGUCCUGCGCGUGUCUUGCAUAUCGCUGUACGGGCGCACAGUCCUGAAUUCGCAACUCUCGGUUCCGAUGCAGUCUUGCGCCUUUGGUGUCCGAGUAUCAGGCAACGCAGUGGUUUAAAGAUUGGCGAUGUAGACCAGCCCACAGAAACAUGGAAAUGUCGGAGUGCCGUCGACCUGAAAACAUACUUCGAUGUCGGAAUGGCUGAUAGCCUAAGUGCAGCUGCCAUGGAUUUCUCCCAAGACGGGUCUGUUCUUGCUGUCUGCUUAGGAUCAACGACAACCCUGAAUUCUGGACUUGCUAUAUUGAUCGAUGCUCAAAAAUGUACCGUCCGAUACAGCAGGGUUGGUAUACAAAAGGAUCUGCCCAGUGCGGCCGCAUUCAUCGGAUGCAAUCUUGUUAUUGCGUCGAGGCAAUCGGUGUCCAUCUGGGAUACGGUUGAUGAUCUUGUGAGGACAAUUGAGUUGCCAGGGCCCGGAAACAUCCAAUUGAACCAUCGACGUCUGUUAGCCGUGAAUUAUGAGACGCAAACCUUUGCCGUAUCAGUACAGUCUUCGCCAAGGGAUUCCAUAUCCAAGAAGAACCGCACUUCACAGUUUAGCAUACAGGUCUACGAUAUCCGAACACUGUCAUUGCUUUCGGAAACUGUGCUGGGGCGUCAUCCGGUUGCAUUGCUUUCGGCUAUGCACUCUAGCGACUACGUUGUUGUUGAUGCCGCGGCUAAUGUCCAACGAAUUGGCCGGGUGGACAAAAGCUUCCAGAGUAACGGUCAUUCGCUUGACCUUACAACCCACCUUAAUUCAGGCCUGGCAAACCUAUUUGGACAGCAAGAUGGUGGCAAGUCCCAAGAUCCACACUACAUUGCCAUGGCCUCUAGCAUGGAUAAUCAGAAGCCGCAAAAGGAACUGGCCAGUGUAUUUGGUGAUGCGCCACCUUUUGUUAUGCCUCCUGCCAAUAUGAUUUUCCGCAACGUGAUAGAUGCUCUAUCCGGUUAGUUGCGGAGGGGCUUGGGACCAAGCUUAUUAAGGGACUACUACCAUGUUGUAUCUUUUGCUGUGUUGCUCAUACCAUUAGCACGAAAAUGGCUGCCCAAAAUUUCAACAGGCUGUUCCUGUAUACAAUUUAUGUCUUGAUCUAGUUCAGCCAGGCCAGUCUACAUAGCAAAUUGUAGCCGU
Messenger RNA from Aspergillus ibericus CBS 121593, 3105 nucleotides. RefSeq names its product WD repeat protein. Gene Ontology annotation, biological process: positive regulation of transcription by RNA polymerase I; positive regulation of rRNA processing. The coding region runs from base 139 to 2925 and encodes 928 amino acids. Lineage: Eukaryota; Fungi; Ascomycota; Eurotiomycetes; Eurotiales; Aspergillaceae. Gene Ontology annotation, cellular component: nucleolus. The record is from RefSeq and is a predicted model, not a curated record. The transcript has 3 exons. Gene Ontology annotation, molecular function: protein binding; RNA binding.